AUGGGAGGUUCUAAAAAUAAGAAAUUCUAUUUAUAAUUUUAUUUAAAUAAAAAGACAUCUGAAAUUAAUAAAAAACCUAAAAAUUAUGACUAAAUAACUCUAAAAAUAUUAGAAAUAGAAAAUCCAGAAUCUAAAAAAAACAAAGAGUUAACCCAAGAAGAGCUUUUUUAAAAAAACUUUUAAAAAUUAAACGAAAUAUAAUCUAUAUAAUAAACAAUAGGUAUUUUUUUCUAAAAAAUAAAAUAAAACAAACAAAGAUAAAUAAAUAAAACAAAAAAAAGGAAAAAAUAAUUAAUAAGAAUGGUUUAAUAUAUUUCUUGA
Ichthyophthirius multifiliis is the source of this 321-nucleotide messenger RNA. RefSeq lists its product as hypothetical. The record is from RefSeq and is a predicted model, not a curated record. NCBI's taxonomy places the organism in Eukaryota, Ciliophora, Oligohymenophorea, Hymenostomatida. The transcript has a single exon.